Messenger RNA from Gymnodraco acuticeps, 1046 nucleotides. RefSeq names its product glycerol-3-phosphate dehydrogenase 1-like protein. Gene Ontology annotation, biological process: glycerol-3-phosphate catabolic process; carbohydrate metabolic process. The record is from RefSeq and is a predicted model, not a curated record. Gene Ontology annotation, molecular function: protein homodimerization activity; glycerol-3-phosphate dehydrogenase [NAD(P)+] activity; NAD binding. Lineage: Eukaryota; Metazoa; Chordata; Actinopteri; Perciformes; Bathydraconidae. Gene Ontology annotation, cellular component: cytosol; glycerol-3-phosphate dehydrogenase (FAD) complex.
UGAAUCUCCCACCUGUGGACAGGCUGACCCUCACCAGAGGUCCAAUGAGUUCAGUAAGGGGCUCAGCCAUCGCCAGGAUCAUUGGAAGUCAUGCCACAUCACUGCGUUUUGCCAACACAGUGAAGAUGUGGGUGUACGAAGAGAACAUUAAUGGCAGGAAGCUCAGAGACAUCAUCAACACGGAGCAUGAAAACAUCAAGUACCUUCCGGGAUACAAACUGCGGGAGAAUGUGGUGGCUGUCCCGAAGCUGCGUGAUGCCGCAGAGGGGGCUGACCUGCUGGUGUUCGUGGUCCCUCACCAGUUCAUUCUAAGUCUCUGUGACGAGAUGAAGGGAUGUGUGUCCCCCAAAGCUCGGGGAAUCACUCUUAUAAAGGGUAUAGAUGAGGGCCCUGGGGGCCUGAAACUCGUCUCUGAUAUCAUCCGAGAGAAAAUGGGGAUUGAUGUCAGCGUCGUCAUGGGAUCAAACUGAAACAAGAAAACUGGAGAGAAAAAAAUCAAGAGAUCUGAAAAUAAUACAAAUGGGCUGCUUUUCAAAGAGCUGCUGCAGACUCCAAACUUCAGGAUCAGAGUGGUGGAUGAUGCUGAUACAGUGGAGCUGUGUGGAGAUCUGAAGAACAUUGUGGCAGUGAGGGCCAGCCUCUGUGACGGGCUGGAGUACAGUGACAACACCAAGGCGGCUGUGAUCCGUCUGGGGCUGAUGGAGAUGAUAGCCUUGGCUAAACUCUUCUCCAAGAACGGCCCUGUUUCCACGACAACCUUCCUGGAGAGCUGCGGUGUGGCCGACCUCAUCACGAUAUUUUACGGCGGCCACAACCGACGAGUGGCGGAGGCUUUCUCGAAGACGGGGAAGAGCGUUGAGGAACUAGAGAGGGAGAUGUUGAACAGACUGAAUCCUGCCACCUCUGUCCAGGUGUACCACAUCCUCCAACAGAAGGGCCUGGUGGACAAGUUCCCUCUCUUCACAGCAGUCUAUCAGAUUUGUUUCGAGGAGCGACCCGUUCAACAGAUGAUUUCCUGCCUGCAGAGCCACCCAGAGCAUGUGUGA